Molecule: messenger RNA, 1203 nt
Organism: Gryllus bimaculatus (two-spotted cricket)
Lineage: Eukaryota; Metazoa; Arthropoda; Insecta; Orthoptera; Gryllidae
Source: the annotation of a GenBank genome assembly
AUGAAACAAAAAUCUCAUAGAAAUAAUCGUGCUCGAGGUCGUACGAACGAAGCAACUAAAUUCCGCCUCGUGCUCUUAUCCUCUACCCACUGGAAUGGUGAGGUUAGUGAGAUAAGUAGAUUAGUCAGCGAAUCCCCACGCCGCCGCAAGAGAAAACAAAAGGCGACUGUUGCGCCUCGCCUCAGUCCUCGCGAAGCAUCCCUUGGGCUCAACUGUUUCAGCGCCGCACUGCAGUUGGCAGCUGCUGCCGCCUCUGAACACGGCAUGAUCGUAAGAGGCGCGCUGGUGCUCGCGCUGACGCUGGCGCUGGCGCUGGCGCUGGCGCUGGCGCUGGCGGGGGCAGGGGCGGAGUCGUGCGCGGAGGGCCCGUCGCCGCCCGGGGCCGAGGGGCGGCGCCCGCGGCGCGCCCGCAGCCCGGACCGGCGCCGGGGCAGGUUCAUGAGCUGGGACGGCGAGGACGGCGACGGCGUGCCCGCGCCCAUGCCCUCGCCCUGCGAGCUGCCGCCACCCUGCCCUCCGCUCGGCUUCGCGCCCUUCCCGCCCACCGUCGGCUUCUACCGGCCCCACGCCGCCCCCGCGCGCUGGCAGUUCGCCCGGCAGCUCUGCCUCAAGGACGACGCGCACUUGGCGCUGCCCAGCUCGCAGAUUGAAGUCAAAGUACUGAUAGAGUUGAUGAAAAUGAAUAAUAUGACAAGUAUUUACGUUGGAUUCUACAAGACCAAGAAAGGCGAAUACUUCAGUGUCCUAGGCAAGAAGAUGAGCGAGAAGGAAGCGGCGCUAUGGAACGUCGCGCGCCACUCUCCAGAGGACAGCGCGGAGUGCGUCUGCCUGGACGCCCAAGGGCUCGCGCCCAGCCCUUGCGACGCUCUCCUGCCCUUCGUCUGCGAGUUGUGAGCGCCGUCUUCAAAGGGAUUCGUUCCGAUUCAACACAUUCGAUUCCGGAAUCGAUUCUUUUCGUUCGAUUCCUAGGGAAUCGGUAUUCGAUUCCUUUGCUUCCGUUUCUUGCUGGAAUCGACUCCAAAAUGCUGGAAUCGAUUCCAAAAUGCCGGAAUCGAAUUAAAUGGUUACCUUCGAUUUAUACCACUACUUAUGAUAAGUAGAGAAGAUUUAUUCUACCAACUAAUUUUGCCAUAUUAUUACAAUGCAUAUUUAGAAAAAAUAAUUCACUCAAAUUGGUGGUUGACAGACAUAAUGAAUACAUUG